This is a messenger RNA of Chanos chanos (milkfish), 786 nucleotides long. RefSeq names its product granzyme B-like. The coding region runs from base 1 to 786 and encodes 261 amino acids. The record is from RefSeq and is a predicted model, not a curated record. Lineage: Eukaryota; Metazoa; Chordata; Actinopteri; Gonorynchiformes; Chanidae. Gene Ontology annotation, biological process: proteolysis. The transcript has 5 exons. Gene Ontology annotation, molecular function: serine-type endopeptidase activity.
AUGUACAUUCAUCUGUUUCUUCUGUUCUGUGUCCUCUCUCUGUCAGGAGCGACAGAGAGUGGUAUUGUAGGGGGUAAGGCAGCAAAGCCUCAUUCCAGACCAUACAUGGUGUCUGUAUGGUCAGAGAGAGGACACACCUGUGGUGGGAUGCUGAUCAGAGAGGAUUUUGUGAUGACUGCAGCCCAUUGUUUGGACCGUAAAGGCUCUACUGGUUCUGGCCGAAACCAUCUGAAGGUUGUCUUGGGAGCGCACAAUAUUGCCAAAAAGGAGGACAGCCAGCAGGUAAUUGAGGUGAAGAAAUACUACAGACAUCCUAAGUUUGGGAAGAAUGGUCCCAGUGAUAUGAACUAUGACAUCAUGCUCCUUAAGUUGAAGACAAAAGCAAAACUGAAUAAAUAUGUGAAGGUCCUGGCCCUUCCUAAGAAAAAUGGGAAAAUUCCUGCCAAUGUGAAAUGCUCCAUAGCUGGGUGGGGCAUGAAAAGGCCAAACGGAGCUGAAUCAGAUGUACUGUAUGAGGUCACCCUCAAAGUUCAGUCUGAAUCUGUAUGCAAAGAGAAGUGGGGAAAAUGGUUUGACGAUGUUAACAUGAUGUGCAGUGUCUCCGAUGGAAAACAGGCUUUCUGUCAGGGUGACUCGGGAGGUCCUCUGAUCUGUAAUACAAGCCCAGUGGGCAUAGCCAUAUAUACAUCUAAAGAAAAAUGCACUGACACCAACUUCCCAGAGGUCUACACAAAAAUCUCCACUUUUCUGCCCUGGAUUCACAAAAUGAUGCGCAAGAAGAUCUGA